This is a messenger RNA of Coniophora puteana RWD-64-598 SS2, 1231 nucleotides long. RefSeq lists its product as uncharacterized. Lineage: Eukaryota; Fungi; Basidiomycota; Agaricomycetes; Boletales; Coniophoraceae. The record is from RefSeq and is a predicted model, not a curated record. The transcript is spliced from 5 exons. The coding region runs from base 1 to 885 and encodes 294 amino acids. Gene Ontology annotation, biological process: cardiolipin biosynthetic process. Gene Ontology annotation, cellular component: mitochondrion; membrane. Gene Ontology annotation, molecular function: cardiolipin synthase activity.
AUGAUUUCCACUCUCACUGCAGUUCGUCUCGUUCGACCAUGCCGCCAUGCUCUCCUGCAGCAGCACUUCAGGUCGCUCUCGAUAUCGACACACCCACGAUUCGGCUCGCUGCUUACUAGACCAUGGCAGCCCAGCUCAGGGAACCUUGCAUCGAAACUCCACCUGGUCUCACCCGUGCGGCGCCUGAGCACGACGCCCAUUUCACGCGACACGGAGAAGAAGCGUAACGAGGGGACCCAGGAAGAUGCGCCUCCAGCAGUGACAGUGCACGAAAACAUAUACACCAUCCCCAACCUUCUCACCGUCUCGCGCAUCCUCGCAUGCCCUGUCCUCGGCUGGUCCAUCGUCGACGGCAACUUCCACCUCGCGACUGGGCUGCUCGCGUACGCCGGCCUGUCCGAUCUGGUGGAUGGAUACCUCGCGCGGCGGUUCAACAUGCGCUCCGUGCUCGGCACGAUUCUCGACCCCGCAGCGGACAAGACGCUCAUGACGACGCUGACUAUCACGCUCGCUAUGAAGGGCUUGCUCCCAGUCCCGCUGGCGGUGAUCAUCAUAGGACGCGACGUCCUGCUCAGCCUCUCGGCGUUUUGGAUCCGCUAUACGUCUCUCCCUGUACCUAAAACGUUCUCGCGAUAUUGGGACUUCUCGAUACCCUCCGCCGAGGUCCGGCCGACGUUCAUAAGCAAGGUCAACACCGCGCUACAGCUGGGCUUGAUGGGCAUCACCACCGUCUCGCCCUUGCUUUCUGGGUACUGGCUCGGCCUGACCGAACUGCAGUGGAUGGUUGCAGCCACAACGAUCUGGAGCGGCCUUUCGUAUGUCUUUACAAAGGACGCGGUGCGCAUCAUAUCCAGCACCCGCAAGGAGCCUCCUCCCUCAUCAUAGCACUCGGUCAUUCCACGUUGAACACAGUGGUCGCGGACAACGUCGGGGAUUUUCUAGACAUUUCCAGGUAUCCAUGUUCUAUCAUUCUACAUAUCGAUACAACACAGCGGAUUACAGAAGAACGGUACUUUGGUAUUGCUAAUAUUAUCGGUCGAUUCAGAUGCAUAAGACCCGUUAGGAUGCGAGUGUCGAAAGCGAGGAGGAGAAAAGAAACGAGAGAAAAAGAAUAACAUAAAGGAAGAGAUCAGAAAACGUGUGAUUUAAUUGGCGCGACGACGACGGACGUCCUGCAGAGCGUCCGUUAUUGCCUGCCUGCAGGACCGGGCCUGACUCCAGGCUUCGCCGG